CCCCCGAACCGCUCCCGGCCCCCCCGGUUCUCCUCCCCGCAGACCUGCUGGACCCCCGGGAGUCCCGCGGUCUCCAAGGCAACCGCAUCCCGACCCCCAUCAUGAUCGUGGCGGACCCCGACGGCCGCCCCGAAAGCCAGUCCUUCCUGCCCUGCGCCCAGUGCGGCCCCGCCGGGCCCGGAGAGGAGGUGGGAAUGGGCCCCUCCCGGCAGCUGUCCUGGGGCCCCAGUGUCUUCAUUCCCGCGGAGGAGGUCCUGCAGGGAGGAUCCGGCGGCCGGGAAGAACCGGCGUUGGGGGCCGGGGCCGGGCCCGCCAACAUCGCCAUGGUCAUGGGGCUGCACCCGCACUACCGGAGCAGCUUCUGGAAGAUGCAGGACCUGCUGCUGCGCAUGGAUGGGGCCCUGCCCUGCCAUUGGAGGCAUUACAUCGCCAUCAUGGCCGCGGCCAGACACCGAUGCUCCUACCUGGUUGGCUUCCACACGGCUGAGUUCCUGCGUGUUGGGGGGGACCCGGGGUGGCUCCGAGGUGUCCACCGGGCCCCCGAGAAACUACGCGGGCUCAGCGAGGUCAACAAGCUGCUGGCCCACCGGCCCUGGCUGCUCACCUGCGGGCACAUUGAGGCCCUUCUGAAGCCCGGGGAGCACAGCUGGUCACUGGCAGAGCUGACCCAGGCCCUCGUCCUGCUCACACACCACCACGCCCUCGCCUCCUUCGUCUUCGGCUGUGGCAUCCUGCCAGAACGUGAGCCGGCCGGCACCCCGACGUCCCGGGACUCCCCACCUCACGGUGGUCAGCGCAGCCCGCCCGGCCGGGACGACGUGGACAGCGGCAGGGUCCAGGACUCUGACGCGGCCCAUGAGGUCGGGGCACUGAUGGAGCGCAUGAAGCAGCUGCAGGAGGGCCGAGGGAUGGAGGAGGGGGUAGCCUCCCGUGAGGAGAUGGAGAACAGCUUCGAGCUGGAGAAGACUGAGAGCCUGCUGGUCACCCCCUCAGCUGACCUGACACAACCCUCCUUGCCCCCGGACAUGCUGGGCUUUGUGGAAGACCCAAAAUUUGAAUACCAGGACUUCACCCGACGAGGGGAGCAGACCCCACCAACCUUCCGAGCUCAGGACUACAGCUGGGAGGAUCACGGCUACUCCCUGAUCAGCCGGCUGAACCCGGAGGUGGGCCAGCUGCUGGACGAGAAGUUCCAGGCCGUGUGCAGUCUGACCUACAACACUCUGGCCACGCACCGCGGCGUGGACACCUCCGUGCUGCGCAGGGCCAUCUGGAACUACAUCCACUGUGUCUUCGGCAUCAGGUACGACGACUACGACUACAGCGAGGUGAACCAGCUGCUGGAGCGGAGCCUCAAGCUGUACAUCAAGACGGUGGCCUGCUACCCCGAGAGGACGUCCAGAAGCAUGUACAGCCACUGCUGGACUCAAUUCCGCCAUUCAGAGAAGGUCCACGUGAAUCUGCUGCUGCUGGAAGCCCGCAUGCAGGCCGCCCUGCUCUACGCCCUCCGCGCCAUCACGCGCUACAUGACCUGACACGGACCCACCCUUCUCCCGACUGAGCCCUGGGGUCCGCUCUCUCUGUUUCCUGUUUUUCAGGAGCAGAGAAAAGAGCGGGCCCAGAGGCCGAGCCUGCUCUGGGCUGGGGGCUUGGAGCCUCUGAUGGACUUUGGGGUGGGGCGUGUGGGGUGGAGGGACGGCUCCCUACUUCCUAACACUCUAGAGCCGGCGGCACAAUGGGGAAGUGGUCGUCUUGCCCUCUGACCCCCUCCCACUCGCCACCCCAGGUGGAGAGACUCUUUCCUCAAUCCCUUUGGUUCCUGUCAUAGGUUUCUGCUUUACUCAUGUCUGACCCUCCAGUGUGGCUGCCAGAGAGAUGGGCAGAGUUUGGGCAAGGAUUUCUUCGCUCUCCCGCCCCCCAUCUCCAUUCACAGCUCAGCAGGACUGGUAGCUGUCCCCCCCCCGCCACAAACACACGUAUACGCCAACCUCCCACAAGCACAGACGUGUCCCCUCACACCUCCCUCCCCCCCGGUUCCAAACCCAUCACAAAAAUCGACCCAUCUUCCCCACGCUGCCUUCUGGGACCUGGAAGGAAGUGGCGGCAGCUCCAAGAGUAACUAGGCCCCCCGGCGCAACUUGGGUCCUUAACUCUUCCCCUCCAUCCCUGCCACUCAUUGGUGGGAGAAGAGAACCCCUUCCCCAACCCCCAGGGUCCCAGUUUUCUCCCCCUCCCCUGGGUCUGCCCAUGACCCUGCCUUCCAUUGCACUUUUAGGACUUGUAAACUGUGAAUUCUGAACCUCAACCCCUGCCCACCAUCUCCACCACCGCUACCACCUGCUUGGCCAGGCCUGUGUCCCCUGCUGCUGGCCAGCGGCCCGCCCUUCGGGGCCUGGCAAGGGGAGCAGAACCGCUCUCUCUGCUCCUGUUCCCCGGGUAGGGGGGUCGGGCCAGCUGGCUGGUUGCCGAGGGACGGGGCCGGCAGGUGGGAAGCCAGACCCUGGGCUGAGAGUGGGGGCUAGCUGGGUGGGGAUUAUUGGGGCACAGCUGGACCAGGCCACGCUGGUCGAGGCUAGAGGCCAGUGACCGGUCACGGGCCCCCACUGCCAGACCAGGGCCAGGAUCUGACUUGGGCAGAGGAUGGGCUCUCUGGGCCCACUGAAAGCCCCAGAGAGACAAGCUGAGAGUUUUGGGGCCAGGAAGAAGGGACACGGUGUUCCAUGCAGUAAGAGUGGGGUGGGGGGCCUAUCCAGGUCCCACCCCCCUCCGGUGACAAAUAAACGCUCUGCGAUGUUUGUAAA
Messenger RNA from Tachyglossus aculeatus (Australian echidna), 2801 nucleotides. It is a transcript of the gene SESN2, whose product is annotated as sestrin 2. Gene Ontology annotation, biological process: regulation of response to reactive oxygen species; cellular response to leucine starvation; positive regulation of macroautophagy. The record is from RefSeq and is a predicted model, not a curated record. Gene Ontology annotation, cellular component: nucleus. The coding region runs from base 102 to 1535 and encodes 477 amino acids. NCBI's taxonomy places the organism in Eukaryota, Metazoa, Chordata, Mammalia, Monotremata, Tachyglossidae. The transcript has 10 exons. Gene Ontology annotation, molecular function: oxidoreductase activity, acting on peroxide as acceptor; L-leucine binding.